Molecule: messenger RNA, 312 nt
Organism: Fusarium sp. VM40
Lineage: Eukaryota; Fungi; Ascomycota; Sordariomycetes; Hypocreales; Nectriaceae
Source: the annotation of a GenBank genome assembly
AUGCCCGAGACAUAUACUACCGCUGAAGUGCAAAAGCACAAGGAUGAGGCCAACGGCUUCUGGCUCAUUGUCGAGAAUGACGUUUACGACGUAACAAGUGCGAUGCAGCGUCCACCUGACCUCGAAUCUCACAGCAUGCUGAUACAUACCGCAGAGUUCAUCGAUGAGCACCCUGGAGGUGCCAAGAUCCUAAAGCGCUGGUCCGGAAAGAACGCCACCAAGGCUUUCUGGAAGUACCACAGUGAAGACGUGCUGAAGAAGUACGGCAAGGAUCUCAAGAUUGGCGCUGUUGGCGAGAGCGCUAAGCUAUAG